CCUCCAACUCCCCGCACGAAAACCGCCGUCAUCGACUGCCCGAGACCGACAGUGAUUCUCCAACUCCCUCGUCGAUUCCCCGAGACCCCGCACGGCGACGAUUCCUGAACCCAACUCCGAGUUGAUUCCCCGAGACCUCCCUCCUCCGCCUCAGCGGUCCCUGACCCACUAAGAUGCUGAAGUUUCUUUUACCCUUGACAGAUCACUUUCCUAGACGAGUCACAUAUAGGGCAAUGGUUACUUUAAAACAAUCAAUGACAAGUUUGAGGAGCUCGGGUUGAUAGAAUGGGUGAAGGAAUCCCCUUUCAAACAAUUUUUCAUGGCUGAGAAGUUAGACUUCUCUGCAUCUCUCAUACAUCAAUUAAUGUUGCGCAAGAUCCAGUGUAUCAAAGAGGAUGAGUUGCAUUUACAUUUGGGAUCUAGACCCUGUAGAUUUGGUAGAGGCAAGUUUGCUUUGGUUACGGGGUUGAACUUCAGUUCCGGGCCAUCUGAGACUGAUUUGAAGAAAACUUGACUAGUGACCGCUUAAUCAAGGAGUACUUUAAUGAUGAAUACACAGUGAAGAUAAUGCAUUUGGAGGCUGCUUUAAAAAACUGCAUUGUAGUUGAAGAUGCCUACAAGUUGGGCCUGUGUUUCUUUGUUGAUGGGGUUUUACUUGCACGAGAGGGCAAGUUAAAUGUCUGGAUAGAUUCGCUGAAGAUGGUGGAGAACACUGAGUACUUCUUUACUUACCCAUGGGGGAAGGUGUCUUUUAACAAGCUUAUGGAUUCAUGUAAAAAAGACAUGCAUCAUCAGAAGAGGAACUAUGAGAAGAAGGAAGUUAAGGGGAAACAGAAAGAAGCAAAAUACACUUUGUAUGGUUAUGUCCCUGCAUUGCAUUAUUGGACAUACGAAGCCAUCCAGCAGUUUGCAUGUGAGUAUGGUAUUAACCAUGGAAACCAGUUUCUGAGGAUGCUCAGUUGGUUGAGCAAUAAGGAGCGUCCUAUUUCGAAGGCCGACCUUGCACCGAUGUUCAAGAAGACGAGUUUGAUUGUGUUGUCCAUGUUGAAUCCCCAGCCUUCGGAGAUAGAUUAUUAUAGCGCUCUGACGGAGGGUGAUGCUCCCUUGUAUCCCGGGUUGGGCCAAGAAGAAGAGGCAGAAACUCCCAUUGAUUUUGAGAAGGUGGCGGAGAUAGCUGCUGAGAUUGUGAAGGUAGCCAAUAUUUUUGUUGAUGGCCCUGAUGAUGAGGAUACCCCAAUCCCCAUCGACUCCACACCCUCGGCCUCAGCCCCAUCGGUACACCCCAGUCCUGAUCAACCUGAUUUACGGGAGGUGUUGGAGAGGUUGGAGCGAGUCGAGAGUCGUCAGGAUACCAUCCUAAAGAACCAGGCGGUCAUCAUGGAUGAUGUCAAUAAGAUCUUGACAUUUGUACAAGAUCUUCCAAAUGAUUCUGAUUCCGACUCACUUGACCUCCCAGAUGAUUUUGUCGUACAUGACAUAGGCACUCCUCCCCCGAUAGUACUCACAGCAAAUCCUGCGACCCCAGGUGUUGCUAUUAUAGAACCUAGGGAUGUUGCUGGUGUAGAGUUUGAAUUGGCCAAGAGGAAAAGAAGCAAACCUAAGAAAUUUGAAGACUACACUGACCCAACCAGAAAGAAAGCUCGUUUGGAUGCGAUUGAUGACGUGCCAUUAGUCCUCGACCCUUUAAAGAAGCCACUUGCUACACAGUACAGGAUGGUCGACAAGUGGUUGCUUGGAGAUAUUCCGAACAAGACGAAGAGGGAUGUCCAAACUAGUGUGUAUGGUCCGAGUUGGUUUCUGACGUUGAAGACACCAAAGUUUUGGAUCGAUGAUGGGCAUAUUGAUGCGGCCAAGCAUAUGCUACGUAGGCGUCGACAGUUCUAUCUCGGGGCGUAUCGACAAGAUGCUGUUGUGAUGAAUAUUAUGUUCUCACAAGUGGUACCGACCCGUUAUGAUGCAUAUCAGAAUGCCAAGGAAGCGGAUAAGAAAAGGUUUUUGUGGGAUUCAGUGAUAUCAAUGAUUACGGGAAUUGACAAUCAAUUUCUGGCAUCGUGGAAGGGAGUAAACACUGUAUAUUGGUGCCAGAACUACCUUCAAGCGCAUUGGUUUGCAGUUGAAGCCUACAUUUCUACUUGGGCUCUGAAUGUUUAUGAUUCAGAUGUGACUGUGAUAAGUGAUAAACAACUGCAAUCGUUUAUGAAGUCACAGUCUACUUUGUUCCCAUCGUUGUUAUUGCAGUCACAACUUUUCAAGGACGACCCUCAGUUGACGAUUCCACCUGGAGCUAAAAGAUGCAAAAAGUUCAAUGUGCACCGCAUGCCAGUUGAUUCAGUACCCCAAACCAAAGUCAGUGGAGGUUGUGGUGUAUACGUCAUCAAGCACAUCGAACACUUAUUGGGUAGACUACCACUUCAUACGAUCUGCGAUGACAACAUGGAGUUGUUCAGAAACAAAUGGACAGUUGACUUAUGGUAUCAUAAUGUUAGACAUUGA
Molecule: messenger RNA, 2493 nt
Organism: Humulus lupulus (European hop)
Lineage: Eukaryota; Viridiplantae; Streptophyta; Magnoliopsida; Rosales; Cannabaceae
Exons: 5
Coding region: 568-2493 (641 amino acids)
Biological process (GO): proteolysis
Molecular function (GO): cysteine-type peptidase activity
Source: RefSeq, a predicted model, not a curated record